Molecule: messenger RNA, 2935 nt
Organism: Syngnathus acus (greater pipefish)
Lineage: Eukaryota; Metazoa; Chordata; Actinopteri; Syngnathiformes; Syngnathidae
Gene: asb14b
Product: ankyrin repeat and SOCS box containing 14b
Exons: 11
Coding region: 756-2552 (598 amino acids)
Biological process (GO): intracellular signal transduction
Cellular component (GO): cytoplasm
Molecular function (GO): protein binding
Source: RefSeq, a predicted model, not a curated record
AUUAGCCAACAUGUUUUUAAACAGUGUCACAUGUCGACAAACAUUGUAACAAUACUCGGGCAUACAUUUUUAUAUUUUCGGUGAGAAAAAACUAAUAUUACGUAUUCGUUUGAUUAUGAUGAGUUUUUCAUGGUGGCCAUGGCGUGCACGCUAAACGAUUGUUAGAUGGAUCAUGAUGAGGAAACUGUUUAAUUCUUUAGAUUUUAUUGGAUUGUUUUUACAGUAUGUUUUUUUUUUUAAUAAAUAUAAACCUGUAGACUGCUGUCUUUCAUAUUCUAAGGAAGCUACAUUUUUAAUAGUGUUUUUUGAGUGGUGGGGGACAGAUAUGAUCAGAUGAUUGGAUUGCGAUCUGAGGUUUUUCUCCCUUCUGGCACCUUUGUCUUUUAUCUUGUACAAUAGACUGUGUCUUCACCGUGAUUCGGAUUUGACCUUUCACCUCCAAUGCCUGAGAGCACUGACAUAAAGUAUUAAUCCCCUGAAUUCUGGUGUCUGAUUACAAUUGCACCAACUGAUCUGAGCUAUGACCUCAGCAAUGGAUGAAAACUAGGUGUACGGGUAAUAUAUGCAUGGUAGGCGCCACAAUCUGUUAUUUAUAGUUGAAGAGCUAUAAAUAUCAGUCGUGUGUGAGUGCAAGGGUGUCCAACUACACUGCUGUCCGAGUCCCAGAAGGAGCACAGCCUGACUGAAGAGGAAACAGAUUGAGGAUUGCAAUACCUUGUUUGGCCAUACAUUAUAGUUAUCAACUGGACAAACAGAUGAACGCAGAUACAAAAGAUGACAUUUUUCAAUCCGAAGAUGACUCGGAUGAAGAUGUAACAACCCAAUCUAUAAUAGAGGAAAGUCUCAUUGAAUACAGAAAGCUCAAGGGACUGAGUCCAAGUCAUCUGAAUAGUACCGAAGACCCUGAUGAUAUAUUCAAAACGAUUGCUGAGGGUGAUGAGGAUGCACUCAAACGACUAACGGAACAACCAGAUAGACUUUCCAGAAUUAAUGAGCAUGGGUGGAUUCCUCUACAUGCAGCUGCAGUGCAGGAGAGUAAAUACAUACUCGAGAUCAUCUUUUCAGCUUCACCCUUUGGUGCUGCCCAGUGUCGCACAUUCAAGGGGGAGACACCAUUGUUUUUAGCUGUAGUUUAUGGCCGUCGACAGAACUCCACAUUCCUUUUACAGAAUGGCUGCAACCCCGAUAUCCAGGAUGAUGAGCAAGAUUCUCCAUUAAUGGCAGCUAUUCUAAAUGACCAGUAUGACCUGGCAACAUUAUUGCUUCACUACGACGCUCAAGUGGAUCAGCUCGGCCCGCUUGGAAGGACGGCACUGCAUGAGGCUGCCUUCCUUGGCUUGGAGAACUUUGUUUGUCUGCUCCUUGAGUCUGGUGCCAACCCAAAUGCAUGUGACAUCAAAAAGAAAACACCACUUGCUCUGGCGGCACAAAAUGGACAUCUAAACGUGAUGGAGCACUUGUUACAGAAAGGCGCAAAUGUUGAGUGCCAAUCAGAAUCUGGCAGUAUCUUGUUUGACGCAGCAGCAUCAGGAAACCCUGAUGUAAUAUCCUUGCUGCUGGACCAUGGAGCAGAUCCUAACUCGCCUUUUUACAGUGGCCAUCUGCCAAUUCACCAUGCGGCAUAUCAUGGUCACAUUCUAGCACUACAACGCCUCAUCCCAGUGACAAAACUGUGUGCAAUAAAGGAGAGUGGGAUGAGUCCUCUUCACUCUGCAGCUGCUGGAGGGCAUGCACAUUGCUUGGAGUUGCUGCUCAAAGCUGACUUUGACCCAAACCAAAUGUUACACCCGAGAGUGCGCCGCAACUAUGAUGAUGAACGCAAGUCUGCCCUUUUUUUCUCCGUGUCCAACAACGAUCUUCAGUGCACUCGCCUGUUGCUGCAGGCGGGGGCAAUGGUGAACCAGGACCCUAUCAGUUGUUUACAAGUGGCAAUGAGACAGGGCAACUAUGAGCUCAUUAAUACCUUGCUGAAGUUUGGGGCAAAUGUGAACUACUACUCUCGAGUCAACCCUACCCACUUUCCCUCAGCCCUGCAGGAUGCACUAAAAGACGAAGUCAUGCUGAGAAUGAUUUUGAACCACGGCUACGACGUCAAACGUUGUUUUGACUGCCCGUAUGGUGACGGUCGCCAUGACUCGGCUCCUUGGACAACAUCGGUUAUCAAAGAUAUGGUGUUCUGUGAGGUGAUAACAGUGUCUUGGCUCAAGCACUUAUCUGCUCAGGUGGUACGAAUCAUGCUCGACUACACCAACCAUGUCACCUUCUGCGCCAAAAUGAGGGAAGUCUUACAGGAGCAAAAGCAGUGGGCGCAGAUCUGCCAAAUCCAAAGAAAUGCACGAAGCUUGAAGCACCUGUGCCGGCUGCAGAUUCGAGAGCAUCUUAAUGGACUCCGUUUGAAAGCGUCUGUUUUCAUCAGUUACCUCCCUCUUCCGCCUAGACUGAAAGAGUACCUUCUUUACAAGGAGUUUGAUGUUUACAACAGGGGCAGUUUAGAUACAGUGUCUUCAGUCACAUGUCAUCAAGCUGACAGAGUAGUGCCACACCGCGUUUGAUCCAAUGCUGCGGGCGCUUGCCGGUGGGCAACAAUAUUGGAAUGACAAAAUUGGUGGAGUGUCCCGUUGUAGAGAGGAUGCCCCUCCUCUCGCUUGUCUUGUAGAGAGGAGAAACGUAGCGACGGUCAGAUUCAUCUGGGAUGUUUUUUGCUGCAGAUAAGAAAAAUAAGCAAAGAAAUUAUAAAAACAUACAGAUGAAGUAACAAUUGUCAAAAAAAUAUUGGUGAUUAUUAGGGCAAUGUAUUAAACACAUCUAAACGUAUACUCACUUGGUUUGAUCCAGAUAAUGGGCACUGUGUCAAAUAGGAUUUUGGGGUACUGCUCUGCUAAAAUCCCACUGAUGAUAGAAACAACACAAUUAUACUUUUUAGACUGCUUCUCAA